This is a messenger RNA of Frieseomelitta varia, 649 nucleotides long. RefSeq names its product ras-related protein Rab-3-like. Gene Ontology annotation, molecular function: GTPase activity; GTP binding. Gene Ontology annotation, biological process: regulation of exocytosis; protein localization to plasma membrane; protein secretion. The transcript has 3 exons. Lineage: Eukaryota; Metazoa; Arthropoda; Insecta; Hymenoptera; Apidae. Bases 200 to 649 code for a protein of 149 amino acids. The record is from RefSeq and is a predicted model, not a curated record. Gene Ontology annotation, cellular component: synaptic vesicle; plasma membrane; endosome.
CUAAAAAAAAAAGAUAUCUGAAGAGAAACUUCGAAAAUACUAUCACAGGUAUUUUAUAACAGAUUGUACCAGAAGAAUUCUUUUUCUAUAUAGAAAUACUACGAGAAAGAAAAUCUCAAAAUUGUCGAAAACACCAGCAGAGGGUGUCGGUGUAAAAUUUUGAAACAAAUUCUCGAAGAAUUCUCUGCUCGAGGACGAAAUGUCGAAGGCAGAAAGGGCAACGAGGAGUGACAGGCCACCUGUGAAGGAUUCCGUGUUCGAACUGAGAACGAGGAUGGCACGAAUGAUGUCCAUCGUUGAUAUUACGCCGCACAACAGACUUCCGAUGGCGGGCCAGGAUCCGAAAUUUCAGAAGGAGGCCGCGGACCAAAACUUCGACUACAUGUUCAAGUUGCUGAUCAUCGGCAACUCGUCCGUGGGCAAAACCUCUUUCCUGUUCCGCUACGCGGACGAUUCCUUCACCUCGGCCUUCGUAUCGACCGUGGGCAUCGAUUUUAAGGUGAAAACGGUCUUCAGACACGACAAAAGGGUCAAGCUACAGAUCUGGAACUCUGGACGGUUUGCAGAUAUCCUUAUAUACGAGGCCGUGUAUCUGCAGACAAUGUCUGCUAGUCCAUACACGUCUCAAAUGAAGAUUAAUCGUCUGUAA